AUGCCAAACAACACAGAUCUGAUCCCACAUAGGUCAGAUGAUGAAGCCACUUCAUUAGCAUCUACAGAUACUCAACCAAACCUAGAUGAAAGUCAAGUUCAUCCAGUUCCCCACACUGAAAAAUCUCCCGAAGCACAAGACCAGGCAGAUCACCAUGAAACUUACCGCCACACCGUGGAACCUAAUUUAGGACGUUUAAAUGAACUAGAAGAUGGUUUAUCAUCUAUAGAAUCACAACAUUCAGGACCUCAAGAAUUAUCACAUCUGGAUGGACUUGCACAAAAUCAACACCAGUCUUCCUUGGCAGCUUCAAAAUCUAAUGCAACUUCUAUGAAGUCAAAUCGUGUGCCAUUAAAAAAUAGAAGAGGUUUAUUUGCACAGGUUGUUCUCAUCCCAGAAUAUCAUGAUGCUAGGGAUUAUCCUAUCAAGAUCAAAUAUAUCAUUGUUUUCAUUAUUGCAGUUGCUUCACUUACAGGUCCUUUUGGUACAUCUGUAAUGUUACCUGCUAUUGAUGAUAUCGUAUCAGAUUUGCAUACUUCUGUAUCUACAGUUAAUGUAUCCGUUGGUAUUUAUUUAUUAUCACUAGGUAUUUUCCCAAUGUGGUGGUCGUCUUUUAGUGAAAGAUUUGGUAGACGAAGCGUGUAUAUGAUAUCGUUUAUUAUGUUUGUUGGAUUCUCAAUUGGUACAGCAUUGAGUCCUAGUAUUGCAGCUUUAAUUGUUCUUAGAGUACUACAAGGUGGUUGUUCAGCAAGUGUUCAAGCUGUGGGUGCCGGUACCAUUGCUGAUUUGUUUAUUCCACAAGAACGUGGUGUUGCCAUGGGGAUGUAUUAUUUAGGUCCCCUUAUGGGUCCAUUUUUGGCACCUAUUUUGGGUGGUGCUGUUGCUCAAGCUUGGGGAUGGAGAGCUACUCAAUGGUUAUUGAUGAUAAUUGCUUCUUGUAGUCUUGUUUCACUUACAUUCCUUUUACCAGAAACAUUAAGAAGAGUUGAUAACAUUCAGUUUGUUAAAGAAGCGAUGGAGAAAGAAAAACUUGAACGAAACGAUGAUCAAGAAUCUACAGUUACCAAUGAUUCCAACCGUGAUCAACAAGCUGAUCUUGAAAGAAUUGCAACAAACCUCAGUCGUAGAUCAGAUGCAAGAUCUAUUUUGACAUUCUUAGAAGAACAAGAGGACGAUGUCCCAGUAGUUGACCCUGUCAUGCCAAGUAUAUCUCGAUUAACGACUAACAGAUCAACGUAUUCCCAGAGAGUACAACAAGACUAUGUAUCAGGAGAAUUACACAGAUCUGCUACCAAUAUUCUUGACUCCACAUCUAUUAAACAAGAUAAAUGGGCGGAAUUCAAGACCAAUGCAUAUGAUAUGGUUGUUCGUCCAUUACAUUCAAUUAUAUUGUUAAAACAUCCACCGGUUGCAUUAGUUAUAACAUUUUCGGCUAUUUCAUUUGCAGCAAUCUACUUUUUCAACAUGACAAUUUCCUAUGAAUAUUCAAGAGAUCCAUACAAUUUUUCAGAGAUCAUUGUUGGGUUGAUGUAUAUUCCUAAUUCAGUUACCUAUUUUUUGGCUUCACUAAUUGGAGGUAGAUGGAAUGAUCGAUUAUUAAACAAAUAUGCUGAAAAACAUGGUGAAUUAGUUCCAGAAUCAAGAAUUUCUUGGAACAUUGUUCUUGCUAUAAUUCUUUUCCCAAUGGCAUGUAUGAUUUUUGGUUGGACUUUAAAAUAUGGUGUCUUUUGGUUAGUUCCAUUAGUUGGUACUGCAUUAUUUGGAUUUGCUUCAAUGCUUGUUAUUGGUGCUACAGUUACCUAUUUAGUUGAUACAUUACCUGGUAAAGGUGCUACUGGUGUUGCAUUGAAUAAUUUGAUUCGUAUGAUUUUAGCUGCUGUUGCUACUUUUAUCGUUGAACCUUUGUUAAGAGCUAUUGGUCCAGGAAUUUUAUUUAGUAUUAUCACAGGUAUUUUAGUAGUUUCUUCAUUGGUUUUAGUAUACUUGAAGAAACAUGGGGCUUAUUUCAGAGAGAAAUACGAUGUCAGGGAAUUAUACGCCAAAUUAUAA
Molecule: messenger RNA, 2049 nt
Organism: Candida tropicalis MYA-3404
Lineage: Eukaryota; Fungi; Ascomycota; Pichiomycetes; Serinales; Debaryomycetaceae
Gene: QDR3
Product: Qdr3p
Exons: 1
Coding region: 1-2049 (682 amino acids)
Biological process (GO): intracellular polyamine homeostasis; transmembrane transport
Molecular function (GO): polyamine transmembrane transporter activity
Source: RefSeq, a predicted model, not a curated record